Molecule: messenger RNA, 5897 nt
Organism: Oncorhynchus kisutch (coho salmon)
Lineage: Eukaryota; Metazoa; Chordata; Actinopteri; Salmoniformes; Salmonidae
Gene: sema3aa
Product: sema domain, immunoglobulin domain (Ig), short basic domain, secreted, (semaphorin) 3Aa
Exons: 16
Coding region: 664-3357 (897 amino acids)
Biological process (GO): neural crest cell migration; semaphorin-plexin signaling pathway; positive regulation of cell migration
Cellular component (GO): glutamatergic synapse; plasma membrane; axon
Molecular function (GO): chemorepellent activity; semaphorin receptor binding; neuropilin binding
Source: RefSeq, a predicted model, not a curated record
GCACAGGAUUCUCUUCUAUUUCACAGUACUUCAACGUUGCUCAGUUCACUCCCUCCCCCCUCUCUCUCAUACACACUCCCCCUCUCUCUCGCUCAGCUGCUCUCCCUCCCCUCCUGUGGAUGGUGUAGCUCUCUCUCUCUCCCUCUCUGUCUGGCGGAGCCGUGGACAGGAUUGGAGGCUAGUAGUGAGUGACUGCGGAGAGAGAGAGAGACUGAAGAGAAGAGAGGAGAGCAGAGCAGAAGAGAGAUCUAUAUUAGCAGUAUCUCUGCUGGAUACCUCUUCAAUAUUUCAAUCAGAAUUCUUCCUCAACCAGCUCGAGCCUCACACUUCCCACCGGACCCCCCAUCACCCUACCCUUACCAGGGGGACAUAUGAACAGCACAGAGGGUUUACCACCCCGGACCUCCACACAGGGAGCCAUGUGAUACCCCCUUGCGCUGCUGAAAUUGCCCCAAAUCGGUGCUCUGAAUUGGGAUUGAAACCAAGGAUUGUAUCCCCCCUGCCUGAAACCCCCUCCUGGGUUUGUGGAUCUUCUUUAGCUGCAAGAGGAGGAAGGGAAGGGAGGGACUGCUAGGUCUCUGCAUACUCGGCUGGGAGACACUCUUCUCUGGGCAAGUGUGGGGUGUGUGCCCCCCUUGGGCUGGAGGCCAGCUCUCCAGCACCAUGGAUUACCUACCUGGGAUUGUACUGUUGCUGCUGUUCUGCGGGGCGGUGGUGCCGGGGCAGGGGGAGCCCAAGCACAGCGUCCCCAGGUUAAAGCUCUCCUACAGGGAGAUGGUAGAAUCCAGUAACCUCAUCACUUUCAACGGCCUCACCAACAGCUCCGGCUACGACACCUUCCUAUUGGACGAGGAGAGAGGAAGACUGUUGGUGGGUGCCGAGGACCACGUCUUCUCCUUCGACUUGGUCAAUCUCAACAGAGAGCACAAACAGAUCGCAUGGCCAGCCACGCCCUCAAAGCGUGACGAGUGCAAGUGGGCGGGGAAAGACCUCGGGAAAGAGUGUUCCAACUUCAUCCGAGUGCUCCAACCCUACAACUCCACCCACCUGUAUAUCUGUGGUACAGGGGCCUUCCACCCCAUCUGUGCCUACCUGGAGAUGGGCAAACGGGCAGAGGACAACAUCUUUCGACUGGAGUCGUCCCACUUCGAGAACGGCCGGGGGAAAAGCCCCUACGACCCCAAGAUGCUCUCUGCGUCCAUCAUGUUAGAUGGGGAGCUGUACUCUGGCACAUCGGCAGACUUCAUGGGAAGGGACUUUGCCAUCUUCCGAACCCUCGGGGAGCAUCAUCCUAUCAGGACUGAGCAACAUGACUCUAGAUGGCUCAAUGACCCCAGGUUUGUAGGUGUAAACCUGAUCCCAGAGAGUGACAACCCUGAGGAUGAUAAGAUCUUCCUCUUCUUCAAAGAGAACGCCAUGGACGGAGAACACACUGGCAAGGCCACUAUUGCCCGCAUAGGACAACUGUGUAAGAAUGACCUGGGAGGUCACAGGAGUCUGGUCAAUAAGUGGACCACCUUCCUCAAGGCCAGACUGACCUGCUCAGUGCCAGGCCUCAACGGCAUCGACACACACUUCGACGAGCUGCAGGAUGUCUUUCUGAUGAGCUCCAAAGAUCCUAAGAACCCAGUGAUCUAUGCUGUCUUCACAACUUCUAGUAACAUAUUCAAAGGCUCAGCAGUGUGUAUGUACAACAUGGCAGACAUCCGGAGGGUCUUCCUGGGUCCCUAUGCCCACCGAGAUGGGCCCACCUACCAGUGGGUACCCUUCCAGGGGAGGGUGCCCUACCCCCGCCCUGGCACGUGCCCCAGUAAAACGUUUGGGGGCUUUGACUCCACCAAGGACCUCCCUGAUGAUGUGAUCACCUUUGCGCGGGGCCACCCGGCCAUGUUUAACCCUGUGCACCCCAUCGGGGGUCGUCCCAUCGUGGUGAGGACUGAUGUGGACUACCAGUUCUCCCAGCUAGUGGUGGACAAGGUGGAGGCCGAGGACGGACAGUACGACGUCAUGUUCAUUGGAACAGACCUGGGCACGGUCCUGAAGGUGGUUACCAUCCCAAGAGAGAGCUGGCAUGACCUGGAAGAGGUGGUCCUGGAGGAGAUGACCGUGUUCAGGGAGCCCACCCCCAUCACAGCAAUGGAGCUUUCCACCAAACAGCAACAGCUGUACCUGGGCUCGGCGCUAGGCGUUUCCCAGAUGCCUUUGCACCGCUGUGAGGUGUACGGGAAGGCUUGCGCUGAGUGCUGUCUGGCCCGUGACCCCUACUGUGCCUGGGAUGGAACAGAGUGCUCCCGUUACUUCCCUACCGCCAAGCGGAGAACGAGACGCCAGGACAUCAGGAAUGGAGAUCCCCUCUCCCAGUGCUCCGACCUGCAGCAUCAUGAUGACGUGGACGGGCUGGGUCAUGUGGAGGACAGGAGUGUGUACGGAGUGGAGAACAGCAGCAUGUUCCUGGAGUGUAGUCCCAAGUCCCAGAGAGCCCUCAUCUACUGGCAGCUCCAAAGACCCAACGAGGACCGCAAACAUGAGAUCAAGUCGGAGGACAGGAUGAUCCGCACAGAGCAGGGCCUGCUCAUCCGCAUCCUCACCCAGGCCGACUCAGGCGUCUACACCUGUCAUGCUGUGGAGCACGGCUUUAUCCAGCCCCUCCUCCGCCUCUCCCUCCAGGUCAUCCCCACACAGAGGCUGGGUGAGCUGCUGCCUGGUGGGCCUCAGGGUGGAGCUGGAGGGUCUGGUGGCGCAGGUAGUGGGUCUGGUGGUGCAGGUGGGCCUGCUGGUGCAGGGCACUCGACAAAACACAAGCUGUGGUACAGGGAUUUCCUCUCCCUCCUCGACCACCCUGACCUGAACAGCGUGGAGGAGUUCUGUGAGCGUGUGUGGCGGAAGGAGCGCAAGCAGCGGCGUCUGAAAACCCCCACCAUCACCACCAAUGACCAAAGUCUGGCUAGGCCUGACGGCGGAGCUCCAAGCUCAGGCCUAAAGCCUAAAAGUAGUCCUCUUGGCGCAGGUGCACCCAAUGCCCAGAAGCAGCAGAGCGGGCAUCCUACGGUGCAGCAGCAGCAGAACAAAGAAGGGAGCCCCCGGAGCACGAACCCCCAGAAGGUGCAACACCAUGCGGGUACGCUAACCCAGGCACAGGCCCCUAAAAACAACAACCAGAAUGCCCAGAACUCUCAGGCCACACCCAACACCCAGAGCCCCCAGAAGGGCCAAGGCGCCCUGGGGGGAACCCAGGUGCCUGGUGGUGGGGCCAGAGGUGGACCCCAGCACACGGCCAAGUGGAGGCGGAUGCAGGAGAAUAAGAAGGGGCGAAACAGGAGAACCCAUGAGCAACAGAGACCCCCGCGGAGUGUCUGAGAUACACACACAGCAACACACACACUUACACACAUAUUGUACAUUAAAAUAUAGACUUGCUAUCCCAUAAAGAUAUAAUGUAGGAUCCCACAUAAUGCAAUACUCAUGGUCAUAUGCUCAUUCACACAUAAUAUGUAGACAGAAAUAUACCGUCCAAAUGGAAUGCUCUAAAACAUACACAUAAAACACACACACACACACACACACACACACACACACACACACACACACACACACACACACACACACACACACACACACACACACACACACACUGCAAAUACCCUGUGAAGACUUGGAGAAGACUGGCGACUAACAGGACAUUGAAGACUGAGGCUAAACUGGAAUCGUAUGCGUACUGUACAUGCUAACCAUGUGGAUAUAGUGGCCCAGGGGGUACAAUUUGAGGAACUGUGUAGUCCAGGUCCGUGUUGCAAGUGGGACCGAGUUAUCUGGCGGACACAUAGCCCUUCUGUACAGACGCUACUUCCGUAUAGGACUGGGAUGGGGUUAAAAAAAACAUUCAUUUUCAGUGAGGAUGAUACAUAUUCAGACCUCUGGACAAGUUUGGACAAUGGCCCCUACAGGACAUUUCAGAAGACAUUUCAGAAGGGGUUAAGACUUUUAAGUUCAGUAGGGACGUCCGUUACUGCAGCUACUGGCCUUGUUGACAUGCGCAGAAGGAAGAGGAUGUCCACUAUAUAGAGAAUGGAAGAACUAUAAGGAUAAAGAAUCAUUUGUCCAGUCGAUUGCAAACUAGAACCGAAAUACAUCAAAAGAAGCACAGUCAUUUUCAGAGAGUGAACUGCAUUUCCCACAAUACAGUUUGUCGGCUCAAAUUUAUUCAACUGAUUCGAUUACAAUGACUCUCAUGAAUGAGCACUUUGGGCUUGUACAUAGAGCUUGACUGUCUUAUAGGUCAAACAGAUUAAAUGGGGCACAGUUAGCUGAUUAACAAUCCACAACGGUGCCCUGCAUAUUGUUUAUAGUUCAAUAACAGAAUUAUUCAACAUAAACCGACAAAAUCCACAUUAGCCUGUGAUCUGUGCAGCAAAAUCAAGCUUCUCUUCCUCCCAAGGCUUGAAAAGCAUUGUGCAUGUCGUAGUCAAUCAAUGUUCAUGAUUUGAAUAAGCUAUUUCUCGCCAGUUACUCGCUAUGUAAGGUUUUUUUAUGUUAAAGGAGUCCUAUGAAAGAAAAAUCUAUUUUGUGUUUUUAUUUGAUAUUUACUUCUCUCUCUCCCUACAAACCACUGCAUCCCUGUAGGGGUAAACAUUUAUGUAGUAGAAUUUUUUGACCUGCCCCUUUAAGUUAUUAUUCUUUCUUUGCUUUCUCCUGGAGUUGUGUGUGAAUUUAUAAUUCCAGUCAUAUGUUCGUGCUCAGUCUGGAAAACAGACUGCCUAUUGAUUCUGUACAUAUACAUACAACAACAAAACGACUCUUUAUGUGUGUAAAUAUAUACAACCAGAACACCACUGAUUAUUUAUUUCUCAUUGUUUUGUGAAAGGGUUGCAUUUAUUUUUGAUAUUCUGGUAUUUUGGCUCAUCAAUAAUCAAGAAAAAAAACUGUGGCACAUUGAGAAACACAAACGGACCAAUGAGGACGGACUUCCUCUGUCAAGGACUCCCUUUUUUUCCCGGGGGGCGUGUUUGGGAAGUGAACCACGGGGUGAAGGUGGGAGCAGGGGGUUGUUGUGUGUUUUACAGUAUCCAGACUGAGAGCCUUCAGGAGGAUAAGCACAAGUUUCUCAAACCCUCUUCUACGUUUCUGACUCUUCUGGUCUUCCUAAAUGGCUCAUUUUUCUACCCAGGAGGUGUUUUCGUUGGAGUUUGGAAUCCCAUCCACCUAUUUGUUCAUCCCAAAUACUCAUUUUAUGUAAGAUAAUACUACCCAAAACCUGAUAAACAUUAGCUGUGAAUUCCUAUGUAAGAAUUAGUAAGGAAAAGGUUCCAAUCUAAACCUAGUCUGAGGACGCUGAGUUAAAGCUGCAUGUGAAUGCUACUUAAGUGCAUCUUUUCUAUUGUCUCUAGAUGUUUCCUGUGAGAGGUAAAGGUCCUGUGGGCAACAUGUGCAAGAGAGAUGUGAAUAUUCUUCCUUUUUGCCCAAACAAAGAUGCCAACAUGUACCAGGGGUGUAUUCACUAGGAACCAAACAGAAGCAAACAGGCCUAAACGGGGAGGGACUAACCUGAACUUGUCCAAUAACAAACGCACAUUUUUGUCGCAAAUCGUUUUCUGUAGCUAAACGUUUUGCUAUGGUGUCUGCUAAUGAAUACACCCCAGUGAUGUUACUCCAACCCCAAAACUUGUAUUAAGACCUUCAACUUUUCAUACAACAAUGUGUUUCCCCCUCAGUAUACAACAAGACUGAUGUGUCACUGCAAUAAUGGACAGCAGAUAGCAAGGUUUCCUGGUGGUUUGUGGUAUGUUUCCGGUCUCUCACGAUGUGUAGGGUGGACGAGGAGAGAACAGAUACCUCUGCUGUAACAUGGUUCUUCCUGGCAUGCGUUCAGUUGUCUAAUUAAACAUUUCCUGUAAAACCUA